This is a messenger RNA of Onychomys torridus (southern grasshopper mouse), 2295 nucleotides long. It is a transcript of the gene Otud3, whose product is annotated as OTU deubiquitinase 3. Gene Ontology annotation, biological process: protein deubiquitination. Gene Ontology annotation, molecular function: cysteine-type deubiquitinase activity. The record is from RefSeq and is a predicted model, not a curated record. NCBI's taxonomy places the organism in Eukaryota, Metazoa, Chordata, Mammalia, Rodentia, Cricetidae. The transcript has 8 exons. The coding region runs from base 112 to 1287 and encodes 391 amino acids.
CCGUGUCGCCGUCGCCGGGGCGCCGUCCCCGCUGCGCCGCUCCGCCGGGUAGCCGGCUGAGGCUGCGGCUCCCGCUCCGGCUCCUUCCGCGGCGGGCCGUGUGCCGCAGCCAUGUCCCGAAAGCAGGCGGCGAGGGGCCGGCCGGGCAGUGGCGGCCGCAGAGCCGAGGCGGAGCGCAAACGGGACGAGCGAGCGGCGCGCCGGGCGCUGGCCAAGGAGCGACGGAACCGGGCCGAGCCGGGCGGCAGCAGCUGCGAGGAAGAGUUUGUGAGCUUCGCCAACCAGCUGCAGGCCCUGGGGCUGAAACUGCGGGAGGUGCCGGGGGACGGCAAUUGCCUGUUCAGAGCUCUGGGUGAUCAAUUGGAAGGUCAUUCUCGGAACCAUCUCAAGCACCGACAGGAGACAGUUGACUACAUGAUAAGGCAGCGUGAAGAUUUUGAGCCCUUCGUGGAAGAUGAUGUUCCUUUUGAGAAGCAUGUGGCCAGUUUGGCAAAGCCUGGUACUUUUGCUGGCAAUGAUGCAAUUGUAGCCUUUGCAAGAAACCAUCAGUUGAAUGUGGUGAUCCAUCAGCUUAAUGCCCCUUUGUGGCAGAUUCGAGGUACGGACAAAAGCAGUGUGAGGGAGCUCCACAUCGCCUACCGAUACGGGGAACACUAUGACAGUGUCCGGAGGAUCAAUGACAACUCGGAAGCGCCGGCACAUCUUCAGACCGAUUUCCAGAUGCUUCAUCAAGAUGGAGCAAAUAAAAAAGAAAAGAUCAAGACAAAAGGGGUCGACUUUGAAGAUGGCCCACGAGAUGAAGUGGAAGAUGCUGUCCAGAGAGUUGGCAAUGCGACUGGAUGCUCAGACUUUAACUUAAUAGUCCAGAACCUGGAAGCUGAAAAUUACAAUAUUGACUCUGCAAUAAUCGCCAUGCUUCAGAUGAACCAGGGGGAAGGAAACAAUAUGGAGGAGAACCUUGAGCCCAGUGCCCAAGUGUCGAAGCAGUGUGACCCUUCAUUGGAGGAGGCAGGCAGCGGCUCCAGACUCAUGGAAGGCCAGACAGAAAACGGUACAGCCCAGGCCAGACCUAGUGAAGAGAGAAGAGCAAGUAAAAGCCAGAUCCCAAAGGUCACAAACAGGCAGCGGAGGGAGCAGCAGCGGCUGGAGAAGAAGAGAAGACAGGAGGAACGGCACCGCCACAAAGCCCUGGAGAGCAGGGAUAGCCACAGGGAUGCCGGCAGGAGCGGAGCAGACGCGGACACACAGGUCACCUUGGUGAAGACCUUUGCCGCCCUGAACAUCUGACUCUCGGGCCCCCGGAGGUGGAGGAUGAACGCUGCGGUCCAGCCGGGUGGCCUCCGACAGCGCCCACACAUGAGCCCACAGGAGUAGGCGUCCUUCAAGCUGCCUCUUGUGUCUUGAGCUUUGUCAGUGUUUUGUUGGGUGACAGUAGGUGAAGCCAUCGCCUUCUGGAACACAAAGUACUGAGUCCUCGUGGGUCAUGGAGCAGAGGGGGCUUUGGAGCGAGGCUUUAUUUGCCCAGCAGUUCAGAGCUAGGCUCUUCCUUGACGUGUGGCGUGGGUUUGCUGUAAUUAUUCUUGAAGUCGUUUAGCACAAUCAUUAGAAAUCCGGUGACAACUUCCUUGGUUUCUCUCAUUUUCAAGCAGGGAUGCACGUCUUGGUUUACCAGCUCAAGAGUGUGUUGAGAUAGGAUUUGCUUCUGAUCCAGGUAACUUGGACAUACCAGUGAUAGGAUGGGGCAGGCCCUGGCUCACAGCAGUCAGGGACAUCAACUACACCUUCUUCCUGUCUCUGGUGUUACCUCUGAGAGCGUGACUGCCCUUCCCACUCCAGCCAUGUGGUGCGUGUCCCUGGCUGUGGGCGAGCCUGGGUUUUGCGGGAGCUCCACAGUGCAGCUUAGUUUGGGCUGUUUUUCUGGGCAGUUAGGAGGUGGUGUGGCACUGCUUGUGGCAUACCUCUGAACUCUGAUGUGCAGGGCUGAAUCCAUAGCUGGGGGGUGGGAGGGGAAUCUUAGGUUUUUCUUCAGAAGAAUCUAAAGAACUUCUAUGGGAGAAGUCUCCAAGAUGAAGUUUUCCAUGCUUGAAUUUUAAUAACUAUGUGGGGGUCUUUGUUUGUUUGUUUGUUUGAACACUAGACUCAGAAAGAUGCCUACAGAGAAAUAGCUGGUCAUUUGAUCUUACAGGUUGCUAAAUUUUCUUAACAUGUGAAAAUGAAAUGAAAUCCCCUACCAUAGUAUGGCGGCUCAAGCCUGUAAUCCCAGCACUCAAGCAGAGGCAGGAUUGCUGCAAGUUU